Astyanax mexicanus (Mexican tetra) is the source of this 4840-nucleotide messenger RNA. Its product is annotated as alpha-amylase. Gene Ontology annotation, molecular function: alpha-amylase activity; cation binding. The record is from RefSeq and is a predicted model, not a curated record. Bases 281 to 1837 code for a protein of 518 amino acids. Gene Ontology annotation, biological process: carbohydrate metabolic process. Lineage: Eukaryota; Metazoa; Chordata; Actinopteri; Characiformes; Acestrorhamphidae. The transcript has 11 exons.
AAGACUAAGCACUUCCAGGUCACUGCAGUCAGUGUAAAGUCUGUGUCACUGCACUGCAGCAGUGUGUGUGUGUGUGUGUGUGUGUGUGUGUGUGGAGGGGGAGUGUGUUUAUGUGUGUUGUCCCAGCUAAGGCUCACUGCUGUGGGCAGUGUGUGUAACUCUACUCCCCUGCUUUGAGGCCUACAGUGCUGGAGUCCCAGAGCAGCAGAGGCAGGUGUGCAACAGCUCCAUCUCCAUCCUUCUCCACCCAUCUUCUUACACUUCAUUACUGCUGCCCAGCAUGCAGACCAGAACCAAAUGGUGUUUGCUAGCUCUAGGUUUCGGACUGGGCCUGUCCCAGUACCGCUCACACACUCGCUCCCGUCAUGGCGACGGCACCAUCGUCCAUCUGUUUGAAUGGCGCUGGUCUGAUAUCGCUGAUGAAUGUGAGAGAUAUCUGGCUCCCAAUGGGUUUCAAGGAGUGCAGAUUUCUCCUCCCAGUGAGCAUAUUGUGGUUUCCAAACCGCACAGGCCGUGGUGGGAGCGGUACCAGCCUGUCAGCUACAAUCUGUGCUCCAGAUCCGGGACGGAAGGCGAGCUCCGGGACAUGAUCAGCAGAUGCAAUGAUGUUGGGGUGAAGAUCUACGCGGACGUCGUCAUCAAUCACAUGUGCGCGGCGGACGCAGGGGAGGGCGGCCGCUCGACCCGCGGCUCAUACUUCAAUGCCAGCCGAGAGGAGUUCCCAUCUGUGCCCUAUUCCGCCGCCGACUUCAACGAUGACAAAUGCACCAGCGGCAGCGGAAAUAUUGAGAAUUACCAAGACAUUUAUCAGGUGCGUAACUGCCGCCUGCUCGGGCUCCUUGACCUGGCGCAGGAGAAGGAGCAUGUCCGUGGGAAAAUUGUAGACUACUUGAACGCUCUGGUGGACAUGGGCGUGGCUGGAUUUCACGUGGACGCUUGUAAACACAUGUGGCCGAAGGAUCUGAAGGUCAUUUAUGGAAGACUUCACAACCUUAAUCCAAAGUGGUUCCCUGAAGGAUCUAGACCACUGGUUUACCAAGAGGUCAUUGAUCUGGGAGAUGAGCCCAUUAAGGCCAGUGAGUACUACACACUCGGCCUCGUCACCGAAUUCAAAUAUGGCGCCAUGUUGGGUUCGGUUUUCCGCAAAUGGAACGGAUACAAGCUUUCUGACCUCAGAACCUGGGGCGAGGGCUGGGGAUUGAUGCCUUCUGACAGAGCCCUGGUGUUUGUGGAUAACCAUGACAAUCAGAGAGGUCAUGGAGCAGGUGGGGCGUCCAUCCUCACCUUCUGGGAGCCCAGACCGUACAGAGCGGCUGUGGCGUUCAUGCUGGCCCAUCCCUACGGAAUGAGCAGAGUGAUGUCCAGCUACCGCUGGGAUCGGCAUGUUGUGAAUGGACAGGAUGAGAACGACUGGGUCGGACCUCCCAGUUAUCCUGAUGGCUCCACUAAACCAGUUCCCAUUAAUCCAGAUGGGAGCUGUGGAGAUAGAUGGGUCUGCGAACACCGCUGGCCUCAGAUCAGGAACAUGGUCACUUUUCGCAGGAUAGUGAGCGGGCAGCCGUUAUGUAACUGGUGGGACAAUAGAAGCAACCAGAUUGCGUUUGGACGUGGAGAUCGUGGAUUUAUAGUCAUCAAUAAUGAUGAUUGUUGUUUAGAUGUCAGUCUGAGCACUGGUCUGGCUGCUGGGACGUACUGUGAUGUCAUAUCUGGACAGAAGAGAGAUGGGAAGUGUACUGGGAAGCAGAUCACUGUGGACAACAGAGGAAGAGCUCACUUCAUCAUCAGCAGCACAGAUCAGGAUCCUCUCGUCGCCAUACACACACACUCUAAACUCUAAUAUAGUAAAAUAUACACACACACUCUAAACUCUAAUAUAGUAAAAUACACACACACACACUCUAAACUCUAAUAUAGUAAAAUACACACACACUCUAAACUCUAAUAUAGUAAAAUACACACACUCUAAACUCUAAUAUAGUAAAAUACACACACUCUAAACUCUAAUAUAGUAAAAUAUCCACACACACUCUAAACUCUAAUAUAGUAAAAUAUACACACACACUCUAAACUCUAAUAUAGUAAAAUAUACACACACACUCUAAACUCUAAUAUAGUAAAAUAUACACACACACUCUAAACUCUAAUAUAGUAAAAUACACACACACUCUAAACUCUAAUAUAGUAAAAUACACACACACUCUAAACUCUAAUAUAGUAAAAUACACACACACUCUAAACUCUAAUAUAGUAAAAUAUCCACACACACACUCUAAACUCUAAUAUAGUAAAAUACACACACACUCUAAACUCUAAUAUAGUAAAAUACACACACUCUAAACUCUAAUAUAGUAAAAUACACACACACACACUCUAAACUCUAAUAUAGUAAAAUACACACACACACACUCUAAACUCUAAUAUAGUAAAAUACACACACACUCUAAACUCUAAUAUAGUAAAAUACACACACACACACUCUAAACUCUAAUAUAGUAAAAUACACACACACUCUAAACUCUAAUAUAGUAAAAUACACACACUCUAAACUCUAAUAUAGUAAAAUACACACACUCUAAACUCUAAUAUAGUAAAAUAUCCACACACACUCUAAACUCUAAUAUAGUAAAAUAUACACACACACUCUAAACUCUAAUAUAGUAAAAUAUACACACACACUCUAAACUCUAAUAUAGUAAAAUAUACACACACACUCUAAACUCUAAUAUAGUAAAAUACACACACACUCUAAACUCUAAUAUAGUAAAAUACACACACACACUCUAAACUCUAAUAUAGUAAAAUAUACACACACACUCUAAACUCUAAUAUAGUAAAAUACACACACUCUAAACUCUAAUAUAGUAAAAUAUACACACACUCUAAACUCUAAUAUAGUAAAAUAUACACACACACUCUAAACUCUAAUAUAGUAAAAUACACACACACUCUAAACUCUAAUAUAGUAAAAUAUCCACACACACUCUAAACUCUAAUAUAGUAAAAUAUCCACACACACUCUAAACUCUAAUAUAGUAAAAUAUACACACACACUCUAAACUCUAAUAUAGUAAAAUACACACACACUCUAAACUCUAAUAUAGUAAAAUACACACACUCUAAACUCUAAUAUAGUAAAAUACACACACACUCUAAACUCUAAUAUAGUAAAAUACACACACUCUAAACUCUAAUAUAGUAAAAUACACACACACACUCUAAACUCUAAUAUAGUAAAAUACACACACACACACUCUAAACUCUAAUAUAGUAAAAUAUCCACACACACUCUAAACUCUAAUAUAGUAAAAUAUCCACACACACUCUAAACUCUAAUAUAGUAAAAUAUCCACACACACUCUAAACUCUAAUAUAGUAAAAUAUCCACACACACUCUAAACUCUAAUAUAGUAAAAUACACACACACACUCUAAACUCUAAUAUAGUAAAAUAUCCACACACACUCUAAACUCUAAUAUAGUAAAAUAUACACACACACUCUAAACUCUAAUAUAGUAAAAUAUACACACACACUCUAAACUCUAAUAUAGUAAAAUACACACACACACUCUAAACUCUAAUAUAGUAAAAUACACACACACACACUCUAAACUCUAAUAUAGUAAAAUAUCCACACACACUCUAAACUCUAAUAUAGUAAAAUAUCCACACACACUCUAAACUCUAAUAUAGUAAAAUAUCCACACACACUCUAAACUCUAAUAUAGUAAAAUAUCCACACACACUCUAAACUCUAAUAUAGUAAAAUACACACACACACUCUAAACUCUAAUAUAGUAAAAUAUCCACACACACUCUAAACUCUAAUAUAGUAAAAUACACACACACACUCUAAACUCUAAUAUAGUAAAAUACACACACACUCUAAACUCUAAUAUAGUAAAAUAUACACACACUCUAAACUCUAAUAUAGUAAAAUAUCCACACACACUCUAAACUCUAAUAUAGUAAAAUAUCCACACACACUCUAAACUCUAAUAUAGUAAAAUACACACACACACUCUAAACUCUAAUAUAGUAAAAUAUCCACACACACUCUAAACUCUAAUAUAGUAAAAUAUCCACACACACUCUAAACUCUAAUAUAGUAAAAUAUCCACACACACUCUAAACUCUAAUAUAGUAAAAUACACACACACACUCUAAACUCUAAUAUAGUAAAAUAUCCACACACACUCUAAACUCUAAUAUAGUAAAAUAUCCACACACACUCUAAACUCUAAUAUAGUAAAAUACACACACACACUCUAAACUCUAAUAUAGUAAAAUAUCCACACACACUCUAAACUCUAAUAUAGUAAAAUACACACACACACUCUAAACUCUAAUAUAGUAAAAUACACACACACUCUAAACUCUAAUAUAGUAAAAUACACACACACACUCUAAACUCUAAUAUAGUAAAAUAUCCACACACACUCUAAACUCUAAUAUAGUAAAAUAUCCACACACACUCUAAACUCUAAUAUAGUAAAAUAUACACACACACACUCUAAACUCUAAUAUAGUAAAAUAUCCACACACACUCUAAACUCUAAUAUAGUAAAAUACACACACUCUAAACUCUAAUAUAGUAAAAUACACACACUCUAAACUCUAAUAUAGUAAAAUAUCCACACACACUCUAAACUCUAAUAUAGUAAAAUAUCCACACACACUCUAAACUCUAAUAUAGUAAAAUACACACACACUCUAAACUCUAAUAUAGUAAAAUAUACACACACACUCUAAACUCUAAUAUAGUAAAAUAUACACACACACUCUAAACUCUAAUAUAGUAAAAUAUACACACACACACUCUAAACUCUAAUAUAGUAAAAUA